Messenger RNA from Chroicocephalus ridibundus (black-headed gull), 4784 nucleotides. It is a transcript of the gene SCD, whose product is annotated as stearoyl-CoA desaturase. Gene Ontology annotation, molecular function: iron ion binding; palmitoyl-CoA 9-desaturase activity; stearoyl-CoA 9-desaturase activity. The record is from RefSeq and is a predicted model, not a curated record. NCBI's taxonomy places the organism in Eukaryota, Metazoa, Chordata, Aves, Charadriiformes, Laridae. Gene Ontology annotation, biological process: response to fatty acid; unsaturated fatty acid biosynthetic process; monounsaturated fatty acid biosynthetic process. Gene Ontology annotation, cellular component: endoplasmic reticulum membrane. Bases 288 to 1370 code for a protein of 360 amino acids. The transcript is spliced from 6 exons.
CGCCUCCCCUCCCGGGCACGCCGAGAGCCGGGCCCCCGCCGCGACUCGCCGCCCGCCGCGCUGACCCCGCGCAUCCCAACCGCGGGCAGGGGGUCACCGGGAGGCCGGGGCGCCCAGAGCCCGGCCCCGCCAGCCGCCGAGCGAGCAGCCCCGCUUAAAUACCUCCGCGCCGCCUCCCCGAGCCGCACAGCUCGCCGGGCGAGGGGCCGACAAGAGCCAGCCGAGCGCCGCCGGAGACCUGCGCGCCCGCGUACCGCCGCCGAGGAGCAGAGAGAGAGGCCGCCCCCAUGCCUGCGCACUUGCUCCAGGAGGAGGAGUUCUCCUCCACUUCCACCACAACCACUGUCGGCACUGUCACCUCCCGGGUGACCAGGAAUGGGGAUGCCGUCAUGGAGAAGGACUUAAUCAAUCAUGAGGACUUGGCAGGAGACCGGGGCAUGAUAGACGAUAUCUUUGAUGAGACCUACCGGGAGAAAGAGGGCCCCAAGCCCCCCAUGCGAUACGUCUGGAGGAAUAUCAUCCUCAUGAGCCUGCUGCAUCUAGGGGCCGUAUUCGGGUUGACGCUGAUACCUUCUGCAAAGAUCCAGACAUUGGCAUGGGCUCUUCUGUGUUUCCUGGUGAGUGCUCUGGGGAUAACAGCUGGAUCUCACCGCCUCUGGAGCCAUCGGUCCUACAAAGCCACGUUGCCCCUGCGGAUCAUCUUGGCUAUUGCAAACUCCAUGGCCUUCCAGAAUGACAUCUAUGAGUGGGCCCGGGACCACCGCGUCCAUCACAAGUUCUCCGAGACAGAUGCAGACCCACACAAUGCCAUGCGGGGCUUCUUCUUCUCCCACAUCGGCUGGCUGCUGGUGCGCAAGCACCCAGAUGUCAUAGAGAAGGGCCAGAAGCUGGACCUGAGUGACCUAAAGGCUGACAAAGUGGUGAUGUUCCAGCGGAGAUACUACAAGCCCUCGGUGGUGUUGCUGUGCUUCACGCUGCCCACUGCCGUGCCCUGGUACUUCUGGGAUGAAUCCCUUGUCAUCAGCUUCUUCAUUCCAGCCAUCCUGCGCUACACUGUGGGGCUCAAUGCCACUUGGCUAGUGAACAGUGCUGCUCACAUGUUUGGCAACCGGCCAUAUGAUCAGCACAUCAACCCACGGGAGAACCCCCUGGUCAGCCUGGGGGCCAUAGGAGAAGGCUUCCACAACUACCACCACACCUUCCCCUAUGACUACUCCACCAGUGAGUUUGGCUGGCGCUUCAACUUGACCACAGCCUUCAUCGACCUCAUGUGCCUCCUGGGGCUGGCCAGCGAUCGCAAGAAGGUCUCCAAGGAGGUCAUCCUGGCUCGGAAAAUGCGGACUGGAGAUGGGAGUCACAAGAGUGGCUGAGUUCCUGCUGUCCUUCACACAUACAUCCACACCUCUCCUUUCUCCUUUUUUCUCCCUUCUUCCCUUCCUGACCCCUCCAAACACGCUGGACAAAGGUUUAAUGUUCUGUUUACUAACUACUGAAUAAUGCUACCAGUUUGCUUAAGAUAAUGAUAAUGAGUUUUAACACACACAUCCCCCCACGCUGUAUUUUACGUGAUGUAUUUAAGAUCUAGGAUUCUGCCUUUGUAACGCAAGGCCACCCCUUUCCCUCUUCUCCUUUUCCUUUCCGUUCUUUCUCUCAUGCUCCUCUACCCCGUCUCCCGCUUUACAUCAUCCCGGUCUCUCCCUGGCAGAGGAGCUGGUAGGAAGCAGCCAAGGGAAGCCUGUACCAGCCAGCUGAAGAGUUGAGCCAAAGUCAGUGACCCUCUCCCCACCACCUUCCCCCCAAAAUUGCUUCCUCUGUCCCUCCUCCUUUCUCAAGGGCUGCUGAUAGACGUGGCAUGGCUAAACUGCUCUCCCUGGGAAAAGCAGCCACAUCCCCUUCCCUUGCCAUCGGAAAGAGAGUUGUCUCUUUCCAAGAUGUCUCUUGGGAAGUGUUCUCCCUGGCUGUCCACCACACAGCCUCUCUGGCUGGGAAGAGGAGAGCCCCCAGACUCUCUCAGAGCCCCAGCCAGGUCCACCGGUGGCUGGGGGGGUCUGGUGGCUCCAGCGGGCACUGGUGGGGGAACCUUGGUGGCCUUAUUACCUCCUCCCUCUGGUGUCACAGCCUCCCUCCCUGCAAUGCCCGCUGUGCCCCAUGCCACCAGGGACUGAAGGCUCCGGGCUCCGCAGCCCCUGUGGAGAGCCACAGCGAGGAGGGGGACAGAUGGGGUGUGCCACUGGCUGCUGUGGGGCGGCACCAGCCUGGGGUGGUUUUGUUUGCUGCCGCCGCUGAGAUUUUUGCCAGCAAAUGGGACUUUGCCAAAAUGUAGAGGGGGAGAAGGAUGUAAACCAAAGCUCCACCGCUGAGUUAAGUUGCUUUACAUGCUGGAGAAACAGGGUCCCCGCUGGGUGGCAGGCAGAUGUCCUGGUGUCUGUGCCUGCCCUGCAGAUCUGCAUCCUCUGCUGAGCGCAGGGAUGGAGCAAGGGAGCGUCUGCAGGCUUAGAGAGGGAUGAGGGUGUCAGGGGCUCCGCUCGGUCAAUUAACAAGUGCCUGAGAAACACCGACACAGGGCCAGGCAGCAUGAGGAGCUCAAGGAAGUCGAGACCUCAGAGGCGAGACACUGCUGCCAGCGUGGGACACCUUGGGCCUUUCCUGCCUAGGGUCCACCGGGGUGAUUUGCCAUUCCCCGCUCCUCUGAGGGAGCGGGAAGGGGAGGCGAAAGCAGCUCCUCUUUAGUCCCUUAGCUGGCCCCUCGGUGAGGCAUCUCACCACCUCGCUCCGUCGCCGGCGAAGCAGGCAGCGAGGGUGGCUGAGCCUGCAGAAAGGUCAGUUAUAUCACCGAGCCGAUGCAGGCACGCAGCUGGAGGGUGUGCUGGGGGAAAAAAAAGUCCCUGUGGGUGUUGUUUCCUGCAAGUUACAGAGACCACAGCUUGAGUUCAGGCGAUGGGUUAGGUUCUGGGCAUCAUGGCCUCGAGCCCCUCACUGGGCUGAACGUGCUUUUUUGUUUCCCCCUUAACUCUCCCCAUUAUGAUUAAUUUUUUUUUUAUUAUUAUUAUUAGUUGUAGCAAUAGUAUUGGUUUUGUUGCUUAAAUGCAUCAAAUGGAGCUGGAGGAAAGCACAAGAGGUGGCCAAAACAAGGUGAAACAUCACCUCGAGUGAUGUUUGAGUGGGGUUUGCAGCAUCUCCCGUAUUCAGGCAGGCCAGGGAGGGCAGAGAGGGAGCGGAUGCCAACUUCCUCACUUCGGCUCUGCCACGUAGCAGCCAGGCAAGCUUCACGGGAGCGAGUCUCUGCAGCUUUGCUUUCUCCUGCUGCUGUGAAACUCGCCAGGAGCCAGGACAGCUCUGUGAUGCUCUUCUUAACAAGAGCACGCUUGUUACUCAGAAAAGAAGUCCUUCUCCUCGCCUUUCCCCUUCCUGCCACCACCACGGCCUUGUUAUUGCUCAGCAAUGGGACCCUUCGAGGUUUUGAGCCGUCAGGAGCGAUGUGGUCUCCAGCCGAAAGGUACAACAGGGAUGAAUGGAACAGGGAGCCCUUCAGCUCCCGGUGUCAGGAGACAGCAUCCUUACUGCUCCAAGACUCAUGACUGCCUGGGGGCCGGCUGGGGAAAAGGGGGAGAAGGCGAGGAGAAGGAUUUCCUUGCUCCUGGUGCCCUUAGCGUGUUGUGUGACAUACCCUACAGUAGAGAAGCGUGCCGUGACAUACUGCAAUAUUUCACACCCUCUCAGCAGAGAAGCAGGGUUUGACAUCCAGGGUUCCUUUAAAAUUUCAAGUGCUGAUUUGGGUCCAGAAUCUGGAAUUAUGGUGGAAGCUGAGGAGCAGUAACCAAACAGUCCUGGUGUUUGCCCAGUCACUUUAAAGGUAGAUUGGCAAAUAUCUCUGGGUGCCUUAAAUCUUUCUUUAAUAUACAUAGGAGUAUUGACAGCUAUUUGCCGUAUUUUUUUUUUCUUUUGUUUUUUUUUUUUUGCUCAAUUAUGAACAUUUGAGGGGUUUCUUAAUUAUUUAAUUGCCUACACUGAACUGUGGGUGCAGGUGAUUUUGAAUGUAUUUGAGUUAGAAUUUUUGUUAGAUUAAGAAACAGUUACAACACUUUAAGUAGAACUUUGUUUGAGAGAGAUAUAUAUAUAUACCUAUAAAUAUAUAUAUAUAUUUUUGGUGGCAUGUUUGUAUCUUGGACGCGUUGUCUGUAUGUCUAGCUUAAACGAGUCUGUGAGAGGUGGAAGCAGAGAAGGCAGCAGUGGGACCUCGUGGCUGGAGCAGCCAUUCUCCUGGGACCUGUUCCCGGCUUAGCUACUCGCUCACUGCGUGAUUUGGGACAAAGUCACUUAAAAAAAAAAAAAAAACACAAAAAAACUCUCCGUGCCUCAGUUUCCCUACCUGUAACAGGGGUUACGCCCUGCCUCCCAGGGGUGUGCUGAGGCUUGCUGCCGAGCGCCGAGGAGGGAGGCGUCCAUACCACACGCACACCGCUGCUGGCAGAAGCAUGGACUGGUUUGUUUUCCAAAACCAUUCCCAGCCCCGCUGGUAUUGUGAAGAGCAGAUGUCCAAGUGUUGGGUGUUCAGGGAAGGACUGGAAAGUUGAAUCUGCACAUUGUCUAAGCUCUGUCACUGUUGAAAUGUGAGUAGGAUACGAUUUUUCACAGCUUAGGGAUUUCUGCAUAGUAGUAUCUCUGUUUUGUGUACUGGAAAAGAAAAAAAAAAAAACCUUUUUGAAAUAAUUUCUACUAAUAUGGAAACAGACAUCUGGUUAUGCUGAUCUGAAAUUUUAUUUGUUCAUAAUAAAAAUGUUACU